Portunus trituberculatus (swimming crab) is the source of this 7824-nucleotide messenger RNA. RefSeq lists its product as uncharacterized. Bases 7 to 7824 code for a protein of 2605 amino acids. Gene Ontology annotation, biological process: resolution of meiotic recombination intermediates. Gene Ontology annotation, molecular function: ATP hydrolysis activity; single-stranded DNA binding. The transcript is spliced from 13 exons. The record is from RefSeq and is a predicted model, not a curated record. NCBI's taxonomy places the organism in Eukaryota, Metazoa, Arthropoda, Malacostraca, Decapoda, Portunidae. Gene Ontology annotation, cellular component: condensed nuclear chromosome.
ACAAGAAUGGAGGAUAACGCGUCAAUAGCUUGCCCACCCAUGCCUUUAGAGGUCGUGUGUGUGCAGCCAAGGCAAGAAAGUCUCAAGAAAAGUUGGUUAAUGAGGCCCUUUAAGGUUCAGUGUUUGGUGAGGACAUGUUUCGAGGAGGCAGCGAUUAGGCAUGCUGCUGAGGUACGCCGUGCCUCCCGGUUCCCCCCCACCACUACCGCCACCACCGUCACCACCACCGUCACCACCACCUCCAUUAUUACUGCCUUGACGUCACACACCUCCAGCAAGUGUGGCAAUCGGGUGGUUCCCACACAGCCCGUCAGGCCGACCGUGCAUGUCGCUGAGCCAUCCAUCUCCAUACGCAUCAACUCAAGACACUGGGAAGGAGAAACUGUAGUGAGAGGGAUCCAGGAAAUGCGCUCGCAGUUUCUCCAAUCGGGGACCAAGUCCUUCCCCAGCCAUCAUUCUCAAGCACAGCACCCUUCCCGCCCCCACCCUCUCCUGUCUAUCUCCCCGCCCAGAGAUGCGGCAACGAGGAGAGUAAGGCCCACCUGUUCGCUGCUCCAUCGGAGUGGUGGCCGAGGACAUGGGCGACAUCAGGUUCAAGAUCAGGAGGAUAUAUGGGUUGACAUAGAGAAAUUGUCUCCUCCUCGCACUACUUACCAUUUGUAUCGUUUGUCCGCCGAUGGCACUACCAGUGCCUUGCCAAUCACCGUCAUACCAUCGUCCACCAUACCACUUUACUCCACGAAUCCCACAAGCCAAGGAGCUCACGGCUUGUUGGUGGAUAAUGAAGAUUUCUCUUUUCAAAAUAAUUCCUCAGUUACCACAGGAAGGCAGCUUCAUUCCCUCGUCGUCAGUAAAGCACAGCAAGAUCACUUAUCAACUUCUCGUUUUAUAGAACAUCAGACAACCUCCUUCCAAACGUCACAACAGCUUGGUGACUCUAGCUUGGUGAGACAACCAUCCUCCCGUUUCCAUAGAAAACCCUUGGUAUUCACAACUCCCCAUGAGCAGAAAACGGGCAGUCCUGCAGAAACAACAGAAAACGUAACUGGUCUUGAGGACGAUGAUGUAGAGGUGAUAUCUAACGGUGAAGUGGACUUGAUUGAAAUUUCUAGUGAUUCUUCCCCUGAAGUGAAUAGCAAAGCAUCAAAAGUCAGGAGCACUUGUGAUGGGGAAUCAGAUUCUUCUCGAGUUUCAGCUGCUGCUUCACAAGCAAACUUAUGCAAAGCUUCGUUCUCAGCCAACACAAAUUCAAGUAAGCUGUUUACUAGUAAGGAUGAGGAGCUACCAGAUCUGACUAGCGCUCACUCACCCAUAAAACUUCUCUCUAAAGAUGACAGUAAGGUAGAGGAUAACCUGAGUGACGUGUCAACCACCAUGUUUGAGGACAUUCACUUUGAUGAAUGGGUAAAUGAGGUGUUAGAGAAUACAAGUAUGAGUAGUAGUGGGAGUACAGAAGUCUCUUCUAACUCCUUAGUUGACACUGUUGGUUCCCAAAAUCAGACAGAAAGAAAUAUCACUAUAGUCAAUGAUAAUAAUAAAAUGGUCGCAUCGUUCUGUGCUGAGCAGUGCUCGAUCUUAACGACUGGAGGAAAACAUAGUGAUACAGUCAAACAUAACGUUACAAAUCGCCCUCCAGACACAGAGGACAAGUCAAAGGAGUGGCCUACAGGACACAACGACACUAAUCCCCACCUAGAUGUACGAAAUGACCAAGACACUCACUUGACAAGCGAUAAAAGUAUAAUUGGGGACAAUGAGGCAAGAGAGACAGCACCAGUUUACCGUGCACAUGACGAAGAGACUAAGCUCACUAAAAAGGACAACAAAGAGCAAAUCACAGAUGGAGUAAGAGAGGCUGAGUCAGUUCACCAUGAACAUAGCGAGAACAUUAAAGUGAUUGAGGAGGAUAACUUCAAAGAUAUCACCAAUGAUCCACUGGAGACAAAGUUGGAGGAUGAGAUUACCUUGCAAAAAUAUGAUGUGGCAGUUAUGGAAAACGAAGCUGAAGGGAAAGUUCCUCUAGAAGCGACCCGAUCAGAAAUCACCAAAAAAGAGACCACAUCACGUGAGGAAAAUAAACUGUCUGCCAUAGCUAUUGGUCAGUCCGGGAGCAACAACAUCUCAAUUAGCAAUAUUUCCGAACACGCUUGUGUGGAGUCUUCUCCUUCAAAUUAUAUAACCACUGCAGUAGUAGGCGAAGUGGAGAACAGUCCUUCGUGGAACACCAAAGAAAAGAAUGCAGAUAUAGCCAGGAAUUUCUUGGAAAAUGAUAAGGCAUUGGAAGAAUCCAUAAGUUUUGUCUGUGGCUCGGAGAAGAGAAGAAAGCAGAUGGUAAAGACAAAAAUAAAAAAAAGGAAAAGAUCAGUGAAACUCAAGGAAAUUCAGAGAUUAGAGACUAUUUUGAGAAGACAUGACGAUGAUGAAGACUGUUUACAGGUAGUUGAUCCUUCCUGUACUCUCUUUGUAAGUGACGGGCAGCUGAUUGUGGCGAUGCAGGUACCCACAUCUACACCUAAGGAGAAUGGUAACGCGACAGAGAAGAGUGUUCGGACUGAGAGGGCUCCCCAACAGUCCAUUCAUUCACCCUCUUCAUCAAACUCUGUGCACUUCCACAUCAGCUCUCCAUUACAGUUACCAGCCGUCACUGCAGUCAGUCCUAAGGGAAUAAGCAGUACAUGUGAGAUGAAUGAACACCAGACAACGAAAAGUGAAACUAGAGAUGCUUUAUUAGAUAAGUCUAACCUUGAAAGCAAAGAACAAGUCAACAUGAAACGAGAAGCUAAUGAAGUACAUACGGGAUCUGGCAAAGUAACUCAAACAAGUGAAGAGCAUAGUGAAGAAACUAAUGAAGAUAAAAUAGAAGAAACUAUAGAUAGGGAAAAUGAAUUAAACCAUAUAUCAAAAUCCUUGAUAGAAAGGUUGAAAAGGUAUAAACAGAAUAAGAUCUAUGAAACAGAGGGUAUUCAAAACAGCGAAACAGAACCAAAAGAUGCAACAUGCUUUCCACUCAUUUGCACAAACAAAAUGCUUGCUGAAACCGCUGAAGAUACUGAGAAAGUGAAUUCUGGUAUGUUCAUUAGAGAUGAAACUUUAAGUGAGGCAAACAGAGGUUGUGAAAAUUCAACCGCAGCAAAAUUAAUAUCAGACACUGAACUAAACCAACAGUUAAAUGAAGCGCAUAAAGAAAACUGUGGCGCUGGAAAGGCCACUGAAGAAAAAUUGAACAUCCAAGGCAUGAGUUGUAAUUCACAGUCAGAGAACAUUAGACUGGCCGCUCUCUUACAAGAGACAGUAGAGAUAAAAACUAUACCUAAAUCUGUAUCUCAAACUGUAGAGGAAAGAACAAACCUUGAAAAAACAUCGGAAGAGGAGAAGAUAGUCGCCCCUGAAAUUAUGCAUGGAGAAGAGAAAGCUAUUACUCCUGAACAAGGUUCCGAAGUAAAAAAUGAAAUAGGAACGUUUGAACGAGUACAAGAGGAGAACAAUAGAAACCCAUCUGAAUACGUAUCUGUAGUAGAAGAUGAAUUUCCAUUUGGAGGAGAGAAGAUUCAAGGAACUGAGAAGUACCCAGUAGACAGCGUUGUAUUGAGUCAGCGUAAGGACGACGAUUGCACUAGAGAAGAAAUCAGGUUGGCGGUAGGGAGGAAUUCAAACAGCAGCAUCACCAGUAUAUCCCAACUUGCAGAAUGUUUCAUGUAUCUGAGACUGAAAGAACAACUAACUUGCCAAUUGACCCAGCUUCAUACUGAGCCCACUGUUUCAGCCAGUUCAAACAUUAACUCGAGUGUUGGUCUAGGUAAGUCUCAAACGCUAUGUUUCUCACCUGUUGUUCCUUUAAAUUCAGUCUCCCUUUGCCGCCGAAGAUACAUGGAUGCAUUGAAAGAUCUUGUGGAAGAGCUGAGGCUUAUGGGGGAGAGAAAUAAUAAUUUCAAGAGCAGAGAAGGAGGGGAUUCAUUAAAUAUAUUGCCAUUUGAUCCUGAACUCUUUCACACUGAUGACCAAAAGGCAUCCAUGAAGAGGAGUGAGAAAGAAGAAACUAAGGGAUUAAGAUUUAUACAAUGUGUCGCAGAAAUUCACUCCUGUGCAGAUGUGGAGAGUAAUGAAGAUGAUAAGCAGUUCAAGCUGCCACAGCUGACAAUGGAGAGUGAAAUCUUACGAAACGAUUCAAAACGAGAAGAAGAACGACACCAUGAAAUAACAGCAGAAACAGAAGCAGCAAACGUAGUAUUAAGCUCAAGGCAUGGGGAGCUUUAUGCAUAUAACACACAAAGGGAGGCAAGAUAUAUGAACAUAGAGAUCGAGGAAGCUUUAAACCGCUCACUGGAAGAUAUACCAGUAGUGAAGAUUAUAACAGAAGCUCAUAGUGGAAAAAUACCAGAACCUAUGAUCGAUGGAAUAGAGACAGGCGAGAGAGAAAUUAGUGUUCAUCUUUCAAGUAACAGCAUAAAAAAAUCUUGUGGAGAUUUAGGAAUCGAAUACAAGGGCAGUGCAUCUUCCACAGAGGUGGACAAUAGUAUAGAUUUAAAACAUUAUGACGUUCCUACUGUAAUGGAAAUCAAUGAAGAAAGACAUUUUGCUCAGGGGAGUAGGGAGUGCAAUACAGCUGGUGAGGAGGAUCUUGCGGCGAUGCCAUCACAGGGGAUUAAUGUCAAGGUCAUGAAAAGCAUUUCAGUUGAUUCAGUAUCUGAUCCGUGCCCUUCUUUGUCUGUCAGCAACUUUACUAAAAAAGCAGCAAUGAAGAUUAAUCAACUAUGUGCUGAGUCAAAUAAUUUAAGGUUCCAUCGGGAUGGUAGAAGACGCCCUGGAGAGUUCAACCGUAUCUUUGAGGACUUCAUGGAGACUGUUCAUUGUAAGAAAGAAGUUCAGGAGAAGCAAGUAGGCACUGUUUUACCUCUUGGUAACAAUAUAAUGCAAAGUCUUGACUCAGAACAGCACAUGGCCAAUGGGAAGGUAGAGGGAUCUUACUUUUCAUCCAGAGGGAAUGAUCCAUUGUUACCAAUGAACUGUACCCAGCCAUUGGAUUGUGGGAUGCACUCAGAGGUUUGUGUGACCCGAGGUGCAAAGAGUAGGGCUCAGUCACUGGAAAGUGAGAAACAACCAGCUAUAAGUGAGACACAGCUGUCGGCUAAUGGCAUCCAGCUAGCACUCUGUGAAACCCGGUCAGUAGCUUAUGACAUCCAGCCAGCAGUCUGUGGGACCCAUUCACCAGUUAGUGGAACCCAGCCAGCAGUUUAUGGAACCCAGCCAGCAGUUAGUGGAACCCAGCCAGCAGUUGGUAGAACCCAGCCAACAGUUUAUGGAAUCCAGCCAGCAGUUAGUGGAACCCAACUAGCAGUUGAUGGAACCCAGCCAGCUGUUGGUGGAACGCAGCCAGCAGUUAGUGAAGCCCAACCAGAAGUUAAUAGAAUCAAGCCAGCAGUUGGUUCAACCCAGCCAACAGUUGGUGGAACCCGGUCAGCAACUGGCAGAGUCCAGCCAGCUGUUGGUGGAAUACAGCCAGCAGUUGAUGGAGUCCAGCCAGCAGUUAAUGGAAUUCAGCCAGGAGCUGGUGGAACUCAGUCAGUUGUCUGUAGGACACAGUCAGCAGUUGGUGGAACUCGGUCAGCUGUCUGUGGGAUACAGUCAGCAGUUGGUGAAAUUCAGCCAACAGUUGAUGGAACACAACCAACAGUUAGUGCCACCCAGCCAGCAAUUGGUGAAAUCCAGUCAACAGUUGGUGGAACCCAGUCAGCUGUCUGUGGGACACGGCCAGCAGUUGUUAGAACCCGGCCAGCAGUUGAUGAGACCCAGCAAGCAGUGUGUGGGACACAACCAGGAAUUGGUGAAAGCCAGCUAGCUGUUUAUGUGACACAACCAGCAGUUGGUGGAAUCCAGCCAGGAGUUGGUGGAACUCAGCCAGCUUUCUGUGAGACACAGUCAGCAGUUGGUGGAAUCCAACCAGCAGUCUGUGGAACACAGCCAGAGACUUGUGAUACCCAAAUAGCAGUUUGUGAAAUUCAGUCAGCUGUUUGUAAGACGAAGCUAGUUUGUGGUACCCAACCGUGGUUUCAGGGCACACAAUCAACUCAUUUGCCUGCAAGUAUGGCUCUGCCAGCUGCCGUGAAUGUGAUUCGGUCAUCGGUUGGUUUGGAUCAGCCACCAGUUAGUGAGGCACAUCCCUCACCCAAAGACAUACAAUGGUCAUCCAGUGUCGAUCAAACAGCAACUCAUCAAACUCACUCAUCAAGCAACUGGACUCUGCAGUCAUCUGAAGUCAACCCGUCUCUAGCCAGUGAGGCUCAGUCUUCUGACUUGAAUUAUGGAAGGGAUGUCACCAGGGAGAGAGAAAGGAGAUACAGGGAGGAGUCUGCUGAUGAGGAGAUUGAGGUUGAGGGCUCUCAUGGCCGGAAGAGGAGGAGGAAAGCUCGUGUCACUACUCGUCACCACAUUGUCGAAGUGUCUCUCACAGGGAAAUACAAGGAGAGCCUUCGUAUGGUAGCAAUGGCUGGUGAGGCAUUUCUGUCCCCUCUUCGGAGUCAUAGUGUGAUGGGGCGCAGACAUGGGUUUGCUUCACUUCGGCCAGACCACACACGCUCCCUUCUCAAUCAAAUGGUUCGGACUAUGCGGGGACGAUGUCAAUCUUCUAGUGAAGAAAAAAAUUCAUAUUAUAAGAACCUGUUGGCGUUGCACGGCCUUAUCAAGGCGGCAGACCUCCUCCUACACUAUGGCUUCGAACCCGCUCUGCACUGCUUGGACCAGUUCCACCACACUCAUCACGUCUUUCUUGGAGACGUGGUGGCACGACUGGCAGCUGUGCAGGAGAGAGGUGGCGAGGGUGUGGUACAUCCUAAGGUCACCACCCUACGGCAGGAGAUGGAGAGGGCAAGGCAGCGUGAAGAUCCAGGAGACACAGAAUUUAAGGUGUUGGUUGUGGUGAAACGUGAGGCACAGUGGGUGUAUCAUCAGCUUCAGGAGGAAUUUGGAUCAGAUAAUGUUGCUCUUCUCUCUCGGUUGCCUGAGUAUGACCGUGUCCUCCACCUACUUGAGCAAAAGAGUGUGGUGGUGUGGGAAGAAGGGGAAGCACUGCACCAGUUGCCAUGCUCUCAGUUUAACCUGGUGGUGGAAUGGGAGGGCAGCAGUGGCUCCUCCAUUUGCGUUGAUCAUUGUACCCGCCAGAACAUCCAUGUAGUAUCGUUCAUUACACCUAGCCCAAGUGUUGGUGACAAAGAACCAGUCACAUGGAAUGGAGACGGAGACCAGCAAGAAGGCAAAGUCAGUAUCAAUAUUAGUAGGAAUGAAAACUUGGGAGAGAUAAUGAGCUAUAGGAGUUGUGGACAGAGGGACCCAGUGACUGUUGUGGCCAGCACUUCUGUCACUGCCAAUAAUGAGCUUCACUACAUCCUUACCUCUAUUUUCAAUAUCAAUUUGGUUGAGAGAAAUCCAAGGGAUGUUAUCAUAGAGGAAGGGAGGCAAGGCUGGACAGACCUUUUGUUGGAUGAAAGGACGUGUGUGUUGUUGCGACCACUUGCCACUCUCCGCUCUGAUGCUCAUCUGAAUGAGCUCACCUGUCAGCUAGUUCUUCUCUCCCUUCAGUGUACUACCUGUUACAUCAUCUUGUAUGCACAGCAGUCAAACAGCUCAGGGUAUGAGUUUCGGAGCAGUGUGAUGCGAGCCUUAACAGGCUGGUGGACAUGUGUGCUCUUUCGCUCUCCAGAAUACACUGUAUCACUCCUGCUAGCUUACAAUCUCCACCAGGUGGGAGAGUUGGUACGGAACCUGUGUGAGGCAACAGAGCCUCGUCACCAGUGUGGAACCCAGAGGAGUGGAAUACCCGUCCUUGGCUAA